Molecule: messenger RNA, 645 nt
Organism: Protopolystoma xenopodis
Lineage: Eukaryota; Metazoa; Platyhelminthes; Monogenea; Polystomatidea; Polystomatidae
Source: the annotation of a GenBank genome assembly
AUGGUACCAGUUUGCUCCAUGCAUUCUCCUUCCUCUUCGGUGCCUCGGUUUCCUACUAAACCACCACCAUCCUCACAGCUCUACAGCUAUUAUCACCUCAAUUAUCCCUCAGCCAGAACGAUUAGCUACAAGUCGUUGGUUCAGAUGAAUCAGCUGGCUGCCAACCUGGCUCGCCCGAGAGAUGUUGAAUGGACCUGUUGCCUGAUGGAUGAGCAGCUUUAUCCUGAUGCUUUUGAAGGGAAUCAAGCUGGCGCAGAGUCUAUAGCCCCUGCAACCGCUUCCUCAACCUCUUCUUCAAAUCUAUCAUGCAUCUCUUCUGACGGCUUCUUCUGCUGUCUUCUGUCUCCGGACGGCGGGCUUCGACUUGUUCGCAUUGGACAUGCUCAUUUGGCGUGGCCAGCAUCUAGCGCCGCCGGGAUCUCUAUAGCAUCAUCAUCAGUAGCUGUUGGAGCUCGUGGAUUUCGUGAUCCGGUAUCUGGUGCACCAGAAGCCUGGCCAUUAGGAGGGUCAUCGAAGCAGAUAAUCGGAUUUUCAGAAGAUGCUCCGAUGGUGGCGAUGGGGAAGGCAUUAGGCUCGUCUCAGUCACUCUACAACUGGAUCGUGAAUGGGCCAGUGCUCAACACGCCUGAGGCCACAGGUCAAUAG